AUGUUGGGGAUCCCUGAUGGUCCAGAUUCAGGAUCUCACCAUUACAACCGGGGAUCAGUUCACGGGCAGGAAAAAUAUCUUCAGAGCAGCAGCAUGGAGGCGGUUUGUAAAGCCAGCGCUCAUCAAUCUACAGGCCUUGAGAAGACCAUCACUGUGUUUAGGGGUAAUGCCAGUCUGGGUAUGACAGUCAGUGCUCUAAGAGACGGCUCAGGUAUAUCCAUCCGUUCAGUGGUUAAUGGAGGUGCUAUAAGUAAAGAUGGCAGACUGAAAGUGGGAGAUGGAAUCCUAGCCUUGAAUGGAGAAGACACCACCAAUCUCACUAACGCCCAGGCAAGAGCUAUGUUGCGAAGGCAUUCACUUAUUGGACCUGAGCUUAGUGUGACUUAUGUACCUGCCGCAUUCCUUGAUAUGCACCGGGCCAUCCAAUCAAAACACGAUGUCAAGGCAAGCCGAGUUACUGCCAUCCAAUCGAAACAGGAGUUGAAACUGGGCCAAGCCACUGGCACCCAAUCAAAACAGGAAAUGAAACCAGGCCAAUCCACUGUCAUCCAAUCAAAACAGGAAAUGAAACUGGGCCAAGCCACUGUCAUCCAAUCAAAACAGGAAAUGAAACCAGGCCCAGCCACUGUCAUCCAAUCAAAACAGGAAAUGAAACUUGGCCAAGCCAAUAUCAUCCAAUCAAAACUAGACAAGAAAAUGGGCCGAUCCACUGCUGACCAAUCCUUACAGGGACAUAAAACUCCUGACACAGCCUUUACAAAGUUGGGAUGUAUUCCUGAACAAAGCAAAGUAGGAGGAGGAAGAGUGAGUGAAAAAUCCUGUCGAGAAAGAGAGAUGGAGCAAGCAGAGAACACGACGCAUCGAGAGAGAAAAGAUGAACAGAAAAGGGAGGCGAGGGGUAGAACACUUUCACUACAAGAGAGGGGAUGGAGAAAAGAAGAGAUAGAAAGAGAGACAGAGGACAAGAGGCAAAGAAGUGGUCAUCCCAGGAGAGUGACAUUGAUCAGGACAAACGGAGAAAGUCUUGGCAUCAGUGUGAUUGGGGGGCGGGGCAUGGGCCGUCGCCUCAGCAACGGAGAAAUGAGGCGGGGCAUCUUUAUAAAACACAUCUCUGAUCACAGUCCAGCGGCCAGAGACAACACACUGACGCCGGGAGAUCAGAUAUUACAGGUUGGAGGUGUGGAUGUGAGUGAUUUCACUCAUGAAGAGGCAGUGGAGGCCAUUCGACAGGCAGGAGACAAAGUGGAACUGUUAGUGCAAAACUCGCAGGUAUCAGAUCUUGUCACUAGUAAUGAAGAACAAUCAUCUCAACACAAUCACUUGACACAUGAAGAUGCCAACAGUCUACGCCUCUCCCCAAACAAUCCUUUCAGCCUUAUCCCAUAUAAGUUUUCAGGAAACAGUCCGUUGAAAAAACCUCCAAAACACCCGGCUCUACCUCCCUUAAGGCUCCCCUCAGGGCCUGUCAGCCUGUUAGCAGAUGGAGUCACAUCCAAAAGUGUUUUAGAAAGACUGCAUGAGCCAUCAGAGAAUAAACAGCACUGCCAACAGGGACAAGAGUCAUACUGGGGACAUAUGUUGCAGAAAUAUGCUAGUUUGCCGGGCGAGCUGAAACUGGUGGAGCUGGACUGCAGCACCCACAGAUGUGGUCUGGGAGUGUGUGUGUCAGAAGGCAGGGAUGGAAGAAGGACAGUGUGUGUCUCGGAAAUACGGCCUGACGGAGCCGCCGCUGCUGACGGGCAAAUCAGCGUGGGAGAUGAGCUGCUGGAAAUAAAUGGGCAGGAUUUAUAUGGUCAGAGUUACCAGACUGCAGCUGCUCUUAUCAACAGUGCUUCAUCUAAAGUUAAGAUUGUACUGAUCAGGAAUAAAGCUGCACUAAAGCAAACAGCAACUGGAUCAAUAAUGGAGGCAGAAAACCACACCAUCACAUCACCCUUGGAUGUGGAUAUCAGACCAGAUAAAGAACAUACGCAUGAUGCAACCGUUACUCAGGAAGAACGGAUGAGAUUAGAGAAACUGAAACCUUGUCAGAGUAACAAUCCUCCAGUUUCCUUCAUCGCCUCAUCCAACCACAACCCUCUACCUGACCUAGCUCCAUCCUUCUCUCACAUCUCACCAACUAGUCAUGUUCCAACCACAUCUCACAACACCGCAGCCAGUCAUACACACACUAUUCACCAUAAACAACCCUACUGCAGUUCCCUGAACAGUCCCUCGGCUUCUGGAGUACAAAGAUCCUCCUACUGUUCUGAAUGCAGUGUGAGAUCAGACCCGCUGACAUGUCCCAUCAUCCCUGGCUGCAUAAACAUCAUCGAUAUCUGUAAAGGACACUCCAGUCUGGGCCUUACCAUUGUAGGGGGCUGUAACACUGUACUGGGAGUGAUUCUGAUUCAUGAGGUGAAUGAAGGAGGUGCAGCUCACAGAGAUGGGAGAUUAAUGGCAGGAGACCACAUCCUUGAGGUGAAUGGUAUAGACCUGAGAAUGGCUAGUCAUGAGGAGGCUCUAAGUGUCCUGCGCUUGAGUCCCCAGCAUGUACGCCUCUGUGUGUACAGACACACCUCCACACACACCUUCCCCAAUCAAGCUACACACACUCAUGAGGACAUGUGGGACCUAUUCACUGUGGACCUGCAGCUACAACCAGGACAGGAGCUGGGCCUGAGCAUUGUGGGUAAAAGGAAUGACACAGGGAUAUUUGUGUCUGAGAUAAGAGAGGGAGGGGUGGGUGAGUCAGAUGGGAGACUCUCACUUGGUGAUCAGAUUCUGUCAGUAAAUGGAGAGGACAUCAGAGCUGUGACUCAAAACUAUGCCUGCUCUCUAUUACAGAAAUGCAGUGGAUCAGUGUUGCUGGAGGUAGCACGUUUUAGAGCUGCUCCACAUUAUUCAUAUGAGUGCCAGAAUAAUCUUCCCGGUUGGUGAUGCUGAAUUCCUCUGUUUCCCUUGUUACACUUUUAGGGGGGGAAAUGGAUGCAGUAGAAACACAAGAGCCUGUGUGUAGCAAACUGCUGGAGGUUCAAACUCAGGAGCACUGAAGAAUCUGAGACGCUGAUGAUCUGUACCGCCGUCUAGGAAAAAUGUGCAUAACGGAUUUGUUUUAAAUCUUAAUAGAAUGCAGUGUGAUGGGCAAUUAAAAAGAAAUAGUGAAAUUAUGUUUUAGAAAUCCACCUUAACAUCUCAUCGCAUACAUAAAAAUAUGUAUUAUCUGUGUUCAUUUAUCUAAAAUCCCUUCAGGUAAAAUAACCUUGACAUUUUCCGACGAGCCUCGACUCCACUUUCCAAAUAAUUCCUUACUAAAUAAAAUGUUAUAAGAUGAAUAUCUGACCCUAAGUGGCUCUUUGCAACCACAGCAAAGGAUUCUGGGAGCCUAGGCAUUAUAAUCGAGUCAAGAUCAUAAAUUAUAUCAUAGUAUUUAUUCAAGUAGAAAUAAAAGCUGAAAUAUGGCAUGAACUGUAAACAGAUUUAAUGCCCAGAACAAGGGCUCUGCAUAUUAAAAGCACAUUAUAUCAGUUCUACAUUAGCUGGAGUACAACACUGGAUAGUAUAUAAUGAAGAGUUUCUAAUUAGUGAGUAGAAAUGAUGAGAAAUAUUAACCUCUCUCUCUCAGAAAUCAUCUCAUCAAACUCGAGCGUUGUAUUUUAGAUCUUUGAAAGUUAUAUUUAUUUAAGCUUCGCUUCACUCCUUCACCAUCUAAUCUGAUUUGGCCUGGGCAGUGGAAACUGAAGUAGUUAAGGCACUGGAUUGUGGUUCUGGAAGGUUUGGGUUCAAGCCCCUGAACCACUGUUGUGCCCCUGAGCAAGGCUCUUAACCCUCACUGCUCCAGGGGUGCUGCCCCUGUGCUCCAACCCCAACCUGGGGCAAUAAUAAAGGCUUCAUUUCCACACUGUUCAGUAGGAUUCUUACACCUCAAUCCUUUAAAAAUCUAAACGCUUGUUACAGUUUUUCGGAUUGUUUAGCUCAAGAUUCGAUCAAAAGGAACGUUACUGGUGCUCAGAGGAAAUAAUGAACAUCAUGAAUUUUUUUGGAAGUGUGUUUAUAUUUAACCCAAACCUCCAGUAUAUACUUCAGCUGGACUGACACUGUGCAUCAUCCCUCUUUGUCAUUUGCCAUAUCUACAAUCACAAACACCACCAUUUUAAUCCUCCAGACUGAGAAACAGUCUUAUUAUAAACAGUUAUAUGUUAUUUUGAAAUUAUACACAUUUAAGUUUGACAUUACUGCAACAAAAAUGAUGUAUUCGCAUAUAUAUUUUUUAUAAGUGGGACACUUCAAUCUGCUGCU
Molecule: messenger RNA, 4278 nt
Organism: Hemibagrus wyckioides
Lineage: Eukaryota; Metazoa; Chordata; Actinopteri; Siluriformes; Bagridae
Product: multiple PDZ domain protein
Exons: 21
Coding region: 1-2919 (972 amino acids)
Molecular function (GO): protein binding
Source: RefSeq, a predicted model, not a curated record